Messenger RNA from Loa loa (African eye worm), 256 nucleotides. RefSeq lists its product as hypothetical. The annotation marks the transcript as partial. The record is from RefSeq and is a predicted model, not a curated record. The transcript has 2 exons. Lineage: Eukaryota; Metazoa; Nematoda; Chromadorea; Rhabditida; Onchocercidae. Gene Ontology annotation, molecular function: beta-glucosidase activity.
CUCGGAUACGCUGGUAUGAAGGCAAUGAUGGUAUGAUCGAAAAUUCUGGUACCGCUGAUCAAACAUACGAUACUUUGAAGAUGAAUGGUGUGAGCACCUAUUGCGGCUCUCUGUGGUUGACAUUAUUGCAUGCUGAAGUAUCAUUUGCUAGUGAAAUUGAUGACAUUAGGAGUGGAAAUUUAUACACAGGAUUUUUGUUGAGAGCAGGAGAUAUAUUUGAAAGUGAAUAUUAUAAUAUUUAUCUUCAAAUGGAAUG